AAAAAAGUUGCUUCGAUAACUUUUUGACAGGUAGAAACCGUGUGAAAGAGAACAUUUAUCGGCCAAAGAAUAUAAAUAAUAUUAUAAAGCUUAAAUAUAUUUCAUUGCAGUAAUGUGAUAAUAUAAAUUGUAUUAAAUAUGGCAUUCUUAUGUCCGGUGCGAAUUAGAAGGGGGAAGAAAAAGAAAUCUAAUAGUGGUGACUCAGAUAAGGAUCCGUCUCGGCCAAAUUCAGGACUAAGUCCUGGAAUGGGGAGGAUCACAGGAUCAGCCAGUAUUGAGACUUUAGUUCGAGUGGGCAUUGAAAAGGAACAUGGCCUCAGUCCAGACUCUAAAAUGGUGGUACUACAUGACUUUGCACCUUGUGUGGAUGAUGAACUUGAGGUAAAACGAGGACAAAUUGUUAAUGUAUUAUACAGAGAAAAUGAUUGGGUAUAUGUCAUAGUUGCUGAGUCGAGAAGAGAAGGUUUCAUUCCACAUUCAUAUUGUGCUCCAUGUGAACAUCAUGAUUUGAAGAAAAAGCUGCCAAGAAGUCGAUCUCCCACUGAUAUGGCACACAGAGAUGUUUCUCAAUUAUCAGUAUCAGAUGGAGCAACAAAUGAUGGUCACUCAGAACUAGGGAGUGAAGGUGAAGCAUGUCCAUUUAGUAAGGAUCCAUCUGGCCGCUAUGUAGUGCUGUACACAUUCACAGCAAGAGAUGAAAAUGAUGUAGAUGUUGAGAGGGGAGAAUUUGUUACAGUACUCAACAGAGAAGAUCCAGAUUGGUACUGGAUAGUGAGGAGUGAUGGCCAGGAAGGAUUCAUACCAUCUGGUUUUGUUUAUCCUGCAGUAGUACAAACAACUCAACAAGACAACACGCAACAAAUACAUUCUCCGCCGGCAUCAAACCCCAAUAAUACGAUGUUGACAACCAAUAGCAGUUUGAACACGACAGUGCAGCAAGACAGUGACGGGCGGUAUCAUGGAACUGAGCUAGUCAUGCUUUAUGAUUAUAAGGCGCAAGCCCCAGAUGAUCUAUCAGUUAAAAGGGGCGAAUGGGUGUAUGCAGACUUAACACAGCAGACAGUUGAAGGCUGGCUAUGGGCCCAUGCACCAAAGUCACGGCGCUCUGGUUUCAUACCGACAGCUUACGCACGUGCGCCCCACACCACGUCUCUCUGACCUACAUUUACUUGAAACUAUAGAAAAACAUGAAAAUUAACCCAUUGAUAAUUUCAUUAUAGACUAACCUUUUAAACAAUAACGAAACAUGACAAGCAUAUGAUCCAAAUGAUGGUAAACGCUCAUCACAGCUCAUGAACGCUUACUUACGACACUAGAGACAUCUCUCUUGUGUUGUCGACCCUUGUGACUAAUAAAUCUUGACUAAUAGACCAUGAUAUCUAAUAAAGCCACAAAAAGAAGCAAAAAUGCCAUAAAAAAUUACUGGUCAUAAGUAUCUUGUAUGGACUUAUAUGAUAAAUAAUUAUAAACAUUUAUUAAUAAUUAAAUAUUUUUGUGAUUGAUCAUAUUUCAACUUCCUUUUAAACUACAACACAGGAUGCAAAAUAGCUAUUCUGUAACAUUCAGAUGAGACAGAAGCCUGCAUGUUUUUAUUUAUUCCAUCUUUACCCAUGUAAACGACUUUAUGAUGUCUUCCUCUAGUUAAUAACUAAACUGUCACAAAAAUGAAUACAUCAUGAUGGUUUAAUUAGUUGCUGUGUUGAUUUGUGCUACUGGAAAUAGCAAACAGUGAGUGGCAAACGCAAUAAAAUAUAGUGAAAUAGUAGUCACGAUACAUAUUUUAAACUUUAAUCUUAUUUAAAUAUAAAAUAAAUUUAUUUUGCCAUGAUGUUGUAUGUUAAUGCAGAACAUUUCCAAUUUGUAUUAAACUAAGAAUUUAAAAUGCCUUUCUUAGCCUUUAGAUUUAAUUAUGUACAUUGAACAAAAUUGUCUUCCGUAAAUAAUAUCAUAAGAAUAAAAAAUCUGCGUAGAAGUGACACUCGUGUACUUUGUGAGUACACCGAUGCCGACAAAACAUACCCCGCUUCGCCUCACUCAAUGGGUUGUCACAGUUUAGACACAUUUUAUACAUUGCUUUGUCAUACAUAAAUAAUAAAAAUGUAUCUGUAUCAGAUUAAAAAAAUUGAAAAAAUUAUUCAUAAAUGGCAAUCUUAUAUAAACAAACGUAAAGUAGGACAACCCACUAACGGUAGAAGUCAACAAAGAUACUUAACAUUUAUAAGUUUCAAUGGAGUUCUUACGGUCAAUGCAAUAAAUUAUUAAUAAUUAAAUUAAAAGAGAGUAUAUAUAAAUAGUAACUAAUAUUAUUAUUAUUUUUUUACUGUCAAAGGAUUCCGCAACUAAUCACAAUGUCAUCUAAUCGAAAGUGAUGAUGUGAUCAAUGAUGAAUCUUGCGGGCCCACGAAUAGCCUAUUCAAAUUUGCCUUAAAUUGACUAUUGUUAGAUUAUAUGAAGCAGAAGAAAAAAGCAGGAUGAGAAUUUCACACCUUAGUGUGUCUUUAAAAGACCAAUAAAUGUGAUGAAGGAAAACAAAAUGCUUAUAAAUGGUAUGUCUACGAUAUAAGGGUAGAGACUCAAACCACAUCCGAUGCCGAAAGGUUGAUGAAGAAACCAGAUCAUGCAGUUCUUGAGCACAUUUCAAAAUGUAUCCUAUAUCGCGCAAUUCUGCGGCUAAAUAGUGUAUAAAAAAUAUUAAAUUGAAUUUUGUGAAAUUAUGCACAUCUUUUACGGCUACUAAAUAUAUAUAUAUAUAUAUAUAUUAAUCAUCAACGUAGAUUAAUAUAAGAUGGUAAAAUUAAAACAAAGCGCCAUCUUGUAGAUUACGAUUAAACAUGUUCUCUGAAGUCUGAGUGACACGACCGCACUUAUUAAAGGAAAGGAAUUAUAGUUUCAAAAAUUUCCCUUGUUCUUAGUUUAGUUCUCAAGACAGCCAAGAGGCGAACGCGGUAUUAAGACGAAUUGCCAAAAGUGUCUCUUCUACCUAGUUCUUAUUCAUAUAGUGCUACAAAUUUUUUCAUAUUUCAAUUUGUAUUAGAUAUUAUAACAGUAUUUAUGUAAAUUAUCCGUCCAAAUUUGACUGAUUUUGACAUUACGCUUUUUAUAACUAUGACAAUGUUUUUUAUUAGAUUUUAAGAUUUGAUUUUAAAAAGGUAAUUCUUAAAAAUAAAUGUUAUACAAUUAA
Messenger RNA from Galleria mellonella (greater wax moth), 3181 nucleotides. It is a transcript of the gene Dlish, whose product is annotated as SH3 domain-containing protein Dlish. Lineage: Eukaryota; Metazoa; Arthropoda; Insecta; Lepidoptera; Pyralidae. The transcript has 7 exons. The record is from RefSeq and is a predicted model, not a curated record. Gene Ontology annotation, molecular function: protein binding. The coding region runs from base 139 to 1158 and encodes 339 amino acids.